This is a messenger RNA of Lycium ferocissimum, 609 nucleotides long. RefSeq lists its product as uncharacterized. The transcript has a single exon. The coding region runs from base 1 to 609 and encodes 202 amino acids. NCBI's taxonomy places the organism in Eukaryota, Viridiplantae, Streptophyta, Magnoliopsida, Solanales, Solanaceae. The record is from RefSeq and is a predicted model, not a curated record.
AUGGCUUGCGCACGUGCUAUUCAUACUCCUCUUGCUCAAAAGCAUGAGCUCCAUGAACCGCAAGGGUCUGCUAUCGAUCCUUCUGAUUUUAGAAGCAUAGUGGGUGCCUUGCAGUACUUAACUCUCACGCGCCCUGACAUAUCCCAUGCCGUUAAUCUCUUAUGUCAAUUUAUGCAACAUCCAGUUGCCAACCAUUGGGCCGGUGUUAAGCGAGUGCUUCGAUAUUUGGCGGGCUCCACACAGCUUGGGCUUCGUAUGACUGCACGCUCUUCUCUUAAUAUUGUGGGCUUCUCAGACGCAGACUGGGGUGGUUGUCCCCUCACUAGAAGAUCGACAACAGGAUUGUGUGUAUUUCUUGGCUCGAAUUGUGUUUCUUGGGCUUCAAAGAAACAAACGACUGUGGCUCGAUCAAGCGCGGAAGCUGAGUACAGGGCUUUAGCAUCCUUGGCUGCGGAAAUCACAUGGCUUACUUAUAUUCUCCAAGACAUCGGCAUCUCACUACCUAGUCCUCCUCUUCUUUACUCAGAUAAUAUUUCAGCUCUUCACCUCACUAAGAACCCAGUUCUCCAUGCUCGUACGAAACAUGUCGAGCUGACUACCACUUUGUGA